CAAUCAGGUGCAGAUCAGAUCGAGGAUCGCCUCUUUUUUUCGGGAAGUCGAGUCGACAGCUGAUCGUGUUCUUUUGAACGAUCCAUCCUGAUCUCAUGAAGCUGCUGGUGAGUUGUGCAGCCUCGACAAAUCAGUGAUCACUGAACAGCUGGACCAUGAGCGUGGCCGAGAUUGCAGACUGCGCAGUCCAGGCGAUAAUCCGGAGGGGUCGGGGCACAUGGACUGCACACUGAGCGAGCUCUAAUGAUAGUGAAGAGACGCGACUUGCCCAGAAAGCAACGGUUGGUGGUCGGAGUGCAGAGAUGGUGGUGGCAGCUUUGGGAUUCGAGGCAGGGCUCGUCGAAUUUCGGGAUCACAAGCUCGAAACCCUAAGAAGCACAGGCUGGGGUGCCGCAUGAGGAAGGUACCUUCGCAGUUAUAUGGUCGAUCGAAGAGGAUAUGAUCAGGGUCGAAAUUAUCGGGUGAUAUACAGAUCAAUGUAGACUGCGCAGAUUUGAGCAUCAGUAGGAGUAGGAAAUUAGAUCUAGAUUGAAUUGGGCCGAGUCGGAGAGAAAAUUCGGAUUGAGCAAUCGACGAGGAUUUUGCAUGAGAUUAAUUGUAUGGAGCGAGCGGAGUGCGUGACGAAUACCCCGACAUGCGCCGUCCAGAAUGCCCAGAAAUACGGACGCCGAGGAUUCGGCUUCGGAAGCGCCUGCCCCGAAACGCGUGAGAAGGGAGCCGGCAUCUCCAUCUGCUAAAGGUGGUGCGCAAGAAGGUGGCUCUCAAUCUCCAGCAGCGAAGAGCAAUCGGGCGUCGGAAAGCAGCGCCGGGGCCAUCGUGAAAGUUGCGCAGACGCAGCUCGCUCGAGUUUCUCCUCCUCCUCCAGCGAGGUCGAAUUUGAGCCUGUUCCGGUGUUUCGGACGACCCGGAACUGCAGCUGCUCCUGCGAAUGGAAAGCCCGGAUCCGCGCUAGCUCUGAUUCAGCGGAACGCCAUCGCUGCGGCCCUCGAGGCCUCGGGUGACGCACCGAGUUUGCCUCAAGCAGCGCACGAAGAUCGUAACCCUAGCGUCACACACGUUUCCACAGAAGCUGCGGCGGGGCAGAAAGAAAUCAGCCAUCGCCCUUCGGAUCCCGUCGCUCACAAGGCAUUGGCAUCGGCAUCGGCAGCAGCAGCAUCGAAAUCAGGACCUUCUCCUCGCAAGGCCGCAGAUCCCGUCGCUGCGGUGGGCGAGAGGAACGCCAAAAAGGACAGGCUCGGGAGCAUCCCUCGCAAGCCCGCCAGCUCUCACGGCACGCCCAAGAAGCAAUCGCCCGCAGGCACGCCGAGAUCACCGUCGCGAGAGCGCAUCGUAGUCGUCCCACCUUCUUCGUCCCAUGCUGCGAGCAACCCGCGAGCCUCGCAGCAAAGCCUUGUUCUUCCAUCGAGCAAACUCGCCAUAGCCUGCGCGUGCCCUAAACCCAAAAGCCCCGUCGGGCAAUCGGGCUCCCAGAAAUCGAAAGUUCAAGCGAAAAUGAGCAGAGCAGGAGGAGAAUCGGGGCCAGUCGAGGAUGAGGAUCCCAUCGGUCUCCGACAGCCUCGACGAGCGGGGAAAGGCCUCAUGACCAGGCCAGGAGGAGGAGGACGAGGAGGUAAAGGUAAAGGCCUCAUGAUCGGACCACGAGGAGAGCGCGUCGGAGGAGGAGGAGGAGGAGAGCGCGACAUUGAGGGCCCUUCAGCUCAACGCGAGAGGAAAGGAAAGAUGGCAGUCAUGGAAUCGGACGAUGUGGAGCCAGCAAUGGGAGACAUAAUUCUGCGCAAUAGACCGACGAGGGACAACGACGAUGACCAAACGAGUAAGCCGAAGAUGAUCACCUUCUAUUACGACCGCCGAGAGACUGUGUUCAAAAAGUUCGACCACCUGCUUCGCCAUAGAUUCGCCUACAAUCCUGCGUCCGAUAAGAUGGUGCUCGUGUCCACUCUCUAUCGCUACUUGCCGGGCCGUGUGUCGGACGGGGACGGCGAGCGACUCCGCUGGAUUCACAUCGACAACGCCAAGAAAUCGCUGCGCAUGUUCAGUCAGCAACCGUACCGACCACCAUUCGCAGACAGCUUCAGGUUCGAAGGUCUCGAGAGAAAUUCUACAGCCGCCGGGGUUGUCAUCGAUAGUUAGAGUCUGCCACCGACCACUUCCUUCAGCUUGAAGGAAGUCGGUCUCGGACUCCGCUCCGAUUGUCCAUUCUCGUACAGCAGCAGCAGCAGAUUCGAUCACAGCUCGACUGAAAUUCUUUGAGGGACGGCAUCAAUUCUCAAGGGACGGUCUUCAUCUGAAACUCCGAGCAGUGUGGGUGAAAGUCCAAUUGCCCAAGGGGCCUCACGCACUCACAGGCACAUGUGAAUCAGCGACGAGCUCACUUCUACGGUGGGUGGAUUCACACAGAGCAGGUCCGAACCUCGUGCUGAGCACUUCGUCCUUGCUUCCGGUCUCGAACAGCAAUUGAAGUCUGCAGGCACAGGUACUUCCACCUUUUCCGAUUUCAAUUUCAGUAAAACUCACAUGAAACUCCGUAUCAGUGAAUCAUCGUGACAUGAUUCACUGUCAAGUCCAGUUCAGGUUUGAUGCACUGCGCUGGACUUUUGCGUUCUCAGAUCGUCCCUGACAUGACUCAGAUGUCAGACUGUCUCUGAAAAUGUCCGUAAUUGUUGAAUACUCACGACCACGGCAGUCAUUCUGCUUCCUUUUCAAACUAAUGUGAUCCUUAUUUCCAGCUUCCUCCGAAUUUAGGAUAAUAGUGAUAAAUUGCUCGUACUGCAUCCAAGAUACAGUCCGUUGAUAAGAUGCAACACUUGCCAUCUUUUCUAACAAUUUCUACAGACUUCAGUUUUAUAGACUAAUUGUUAGAUUGAGACGAUUUCCGAAAAUAUCCACCACUGAGUAAAACAUUUUAU
Marchantia polymorpha subsp. ruderalis is the source of this 2906-nucleotide messenger RNA. The record is from the annotation of a GenBank genome assembly. NCBI's taxonomy places the organism in Eukaryota, Viridiplantae, Streptophyta, Marchantiopsida, Marchantiales, Marchantiaceae.